AUGUCAACGCCAUGCUGUGUGUCACCAGGAAAAUUCUGCCCGGCAUUAGAAUUCCAUUUUGAUCGAACAAUUACAAUGAUGCCCGCUUUUUGUGUGGAUGACAUUUGUAAUGUAGCUAAGGCUUCCUUGAUGGACCAAGAUUUAUCGCUGAUGAAACAAUUAUUAACGUUGAAUGAAGAAAUUGAGGAAUUAAAAUGGCGACGACGAUAUGCUUGGAGUAAAAAUUCCAUGGCCAGCUCUGGUGAUAUGGAAAGCAAUGAUUGGACAGAGUCAGAUGUAUCUAUGUGUAUCCCUGAAACUGACAUUCCCCAAAAAUACCCUUCUCCAUCCAGUCUAUCUUUACAAGAAACUCAUAGUGCUUCCUUCUACGACGAUUCUGACCCUUGUGGUACCUUCAAUCGCAGUAAAGCGAAAUCGAAAAUACAAACUCUCCUCUCCAAGAAAUCUUCCUUCAACGAACGGGGAUCUUUUGAUUCUGGAAUUCAUGUUGGUUUCAAUGACAGUCCCACGAACACUGCCGAAAGAACUACGCGAGUCACUCAACUGUAA
This is a messenger RNA of Lottia gigantea (owl limpet), 549 nucleotides long. RefSeq lists its product as hypothetical. The coding region runs from base 1 to 549 and encodes 182 amino acids. The transcript is spliced from 2 exons. NCBI's taxonomy places the organism in Eukaryota, Metazoa, Mollusca, Gastropoda, Lottiidae. The record is from RefSeq and is a predicted model, not a curated record.